CAUACACCAGCAGGAAAUGGAGGACUGUGACGAUGAUGAUGAUGAUGAUGAGCGUGUCGCGGCAGCGGACUGGAGGCAGCAGAACUGGGAGGAGAAACGACCAGCAGGCGGCCACAAGCGACAGCGACAGCGACAGCCACAACUUAGACAUUUUAAAAAUACAGAAGCUUUCUCGGGAUCCGGUGCAUCAGCAGCUGAGGAUGAGCGACGCGAAGCAGCCCAAAGUGGAACUUUUUGUCAAGGCAGGGAGUGAUGGUCAGAACAUCGGAAACUGUCCCUUCUCCCAGCGUCUCUUCAUGGUGCUGUGGCUGAAAGGAGUCACCUUCGAUGUUACCACAGUGGAUAUGAAGAGAAAGCCGGACAUCUUGAAGGACCUGGCCCCGGGAGCCCAGCCUCCCUUCCUGCUUUAUGGCAGCGAAGUGAAAACGGACACCAACAAGAUCGAGGAGUUCAUGGAGGAUAAUCUCUGCCCUCCAAAGUAUCCCCGUCUGGCUGCUCGUAACCCGGAGUCCAACACAGCAGGCAUGGAUGUUUUCUCCAAAUUCUCUGCUUAUGUAAAGAACUCAAACCCUCAGACCAAUGAAAAUCUAGAGAAAGGCCUGCUCAAGGCUCUGAAGAAGCUGGAUGACUACGUUGGCUCCCCUCUUCCUGACGAGAUCGACGAGAAUAGCGCUGAUGAUCUAAUUUCCUCGUCCCGCCCCUUCCUGGACGGCCAAGAGCUUACUCUGGCUGACUGCAACUUGCUGCCUAAGCUCCACAUCGUGAAGGUGGUGUGUUUAAAAUACAGAAACUUCAGCAUCCCUCAGUCUCUGACAAACCUCUGGAGGUACCUGAACGCAGCAUACGCCAGGGAGGAAUUUUCCUCCACCUGCCCUAGCGACAAUGAGGUGCACAUCGCCUACUCCUCUGUAGCCAAAGCUCUCAAGUAGGAGCACGACAGGAUGCACAUGUCGUUACUUAACCUGCACAAAAGAACACACAAUUGCUCACCUGCACACACCAAGCAUUCACUCUGCGAGCAACUCGGCCGACUUGUUUCUCAAGAGCCUUCCAUUGCAUCAUUCUUUGCAGCUUUAAAGGUUAUGUGGGAAUAUUCUGACAAGUCAAUAUAGCUGGUUUACUACCAUCAGAAUAUACACUGGGGUUUGUUUUAUAGAGGUUUGUUCAUGUAGUUAUCCUGCUUUUUGUUUGCCACGUGGAUCAGUUCACAACAAACACAAACACACACACACACACGCACAAAAAAAGAGUCAGCUGUGGCUAAGUCUAUUCCAAGUUUUCCUGGACAUUCACCUCUUUGGGAAAUUAAUUAUUGAUCACAUUGCUUGCAGGCUCACACACGCAUAUAUAUAUAUAUAUAUAUAUAUAUAUAUAUGUAUGUAUGUAUGUAUGUAUGUGUGUAUGUAUGUAUACACACACCGUGCAUAUACUUAAAACUACAGUUUUGCUUGUGUAAAGCUUCAGCAUCAGUAGAUACACAUUGUAAAGUUGUUUCCUGUUCCGUUCUUGAUGUUUCCUCCUUUAUAUCUUUGUAUUUUGGGGAUGGACUUAUCAGACACAAAGCUGCCUACCAGAUCAAACUUUUACUCUUACCGUGCAAGCUUCACACAGACCGAUCCAACUCGUUUGUUUCAGUCUUGGUAUAAAGGAAGCAGACGCAUGCGUACCAUUGCCAGCUCAACUGCCAAAAGUCAGGUGAUUUGUCUGUAAUCACAAGGCUUCACAUUGUUUCAUUACCGAGGUUACAAGGCUUUGAACGGUUGUGGUUUUAUUAAAUAACUUCAGAAAGGAAGUGAGGUGCUUUUUCCUCUGCGGCCUGCAGACCCAAGUCUUGCUUUCGGGGAGGCAGAAAACGGUUAUAGAGACAGGAAACCAUUUCAAUAGACUAGGGCUUCCCCUUUCUGCGCUCCCAUAGCAGGCACUAAGGAUUAUUCAAGAUGACCACGCUUGUUUGUGAUCCACUGCCAAUCUCUUGUUGACCGUUUAUUUUGUUCUGCCUGUCAUGUACGAAAGGAUCCUUUUUAAUAUUGUAUAAAAGAAGUAGCUCAGAUUGUGAGCGUAUUAAAGUUAAAAGCUGAAAGCACUCGUACUACUUCCUCUGGUAGCUCACAUAGCACAAGACCACAGAUCGGACACACCCUUUUUCGUGAACAACAUGCAUAAGGAGCAGCGAGUCUGUUUCAAACAUGAUGACUCGUUUUAAAAUCAGCCUCCAUUUUUACACUUGUCCACUAUGAUGGAAGUUAUUUUUGUGAGGAUAUUCACUAUGAUGUCACCCAGUGCAACAAUGUGGCUCAUUAAUGCCUUUCUGGCUCAAGCGAUGGUUCAGUUUUUUUCAUGGGAAUUGUUGACAAUUAGAAACAUUUGUAACUGCACUAGACUUACCCUUGAAUUAAAAACCUUGUGUAUUGAGUGAUUUCAGGCUCGUAAAAGGGAUUUGAAAUGAAACCGCUGGGAAGAACUGGAACCAAUAAGAACACGUCUUGUCCGACCGUAGCCGCCGCUUGUGUACAUGUUUUUUUUUUUUUAUUCAUCACAGCAACUCUGCAAAUGUACAUUUAUGGAGCCGGUUUGCAAUUAAGACUUCAAAUAUACACUAGGUCUGUUGUUGUAAAGAUAGCAUCAUUAAGUGUCAUGUCUCAGAUUAUUAGGGUGAAGCUCUUUCAAAUUAUUUUUUACCUAAGUGCAAUUCAAGCCUUUUGAAAAGACAAUCUUGUACCUCCAGUGGGAGUACAGUUAGUUAUUUGUCUACAUGGUUUUAGUUCAAUCCUUCUUUUGAGGUGUAAAACAAGUGUCGAUCAAAGAGAUGAUACUGUAUAUUUUAUAUUGACUGAAUGGUUGUGGAUUUCAUCUAUUUUCUAAAUAUGGAACCACAUUUAAAGGGACCGUGUCUGAAUCAUUUCAGUAUUUUAGUAUUUCUUCUAAAGCGUGGAAGAGUUUUUCACUUCUUACUGUCACACAGAAUUUCAGGGACCAUUUAACUUGAUAUACUCAUUCAAAAUGUUAUCUUUAGAUUUUUUUUUCCCCACUUCACUGUUUUAAAAGAAAAUCUUCCCUUCAUGUAUUUUCUUUAUGAAAUUUAAUUGUUUUUGACUUUGUUUCCUACCCAUCUGAAUUCCCCUAUAAAUAUUGUUACAUUUUGGUGUGUUUUUUCAUGUAGUCAUAACCCACACUGAAAAGUCCACGUAAACUAAACCAGUAGAUUAAGAUAACCAAUGAAGUCAAUCAAACUAAUAGCACAGCUGAAAUGUUCGUUGUGCUUAAAAGUCCUUAUAAAGACACAUUUAUUAAUAUCCCAAUAAAGAAAUAUCUUGAUAAUCAA
Messenger RNA from Cyclopterus lumpus (lumpfish), 3322 nucleotides. RefSeq names its product chloride intracellular channel 1 (gene clic1). The record is from RefSeq and is a predicted model, not a curated record. Bases 33 to 929 code for a protein of 298 amino acids. The transcript is spliced from 7 exons. NCBI's taxonomy places the organism in Eukaryota, Metazoa, Chordata, Actinopteri, Perciformes, Cyclopteridae.